CAAAUUAAUGUGAUUGUAUUUAAUUGUGUAUUUUAAGUUUGAUUCAACGUUGUUUCCGAUCACAGUGAACCGUGACAUUCGGUCGGUUGAGAUUUUAUUCCUCGAAAAACAAGACGCGAAGUGUAUUUGAGCAAUUUAAAAUGAAAUCAACAAUAUUCGGCUUGUUGUGAUUUCAUAAAUGAUUAACAUUGAGUCGAUUGGGUCAAAUGUUAUAUAUUUUUUCACUUGUGUUAUCUAAUUCAGUUCAUUCCACACGAGAAACGAUGGAAUUAAUUUCACAAAAGCCAUAUAAUCAACUGUAUGAUUACAACAUAACAUAUCAGUGUAUAAAACGUCUCUAUAGUUUGGUAAACGAGUAUGCAUUUGUUGUGCGUAUAUUACAUACCGAAUAUAUUUUUAACGGCAAUAAUACACAGCCAUACUAUCAAAAAUAUGAGCAAAAUCAUAAAGUCGUUACUUUAAAAAGAAACAAUCCAACAUUCGAAGAUUGGUAUAACGAUAUAAAAAAAGUUAUGAAAACCGAAAAUUUUGAUUCAGAAAUUCAUGAAGCUUAUGAGAUGGAGCGAACCAUGUACAAAAACGGAAUACCCGAACUGAAUGCGAUUGAUAGGAAUAUUCAUGAGCUAUUUGUGCUACAUAUGUGCAAUGAAAAGGCAGUUGGACGUUAUACCAGCUUUCCGGAAUCGUAUAAAUGGCAUCACACAUUUCAUCAAUUGGAAAAUGAUAUUGUUAAAUCAAUAAAAAAUAUUAUUCAUUUGUUGAAUAAUGUAUUAGAUAAUGUAGUCGAUACAUUUCACGAACGUGUACGUUCUUUGGAUAAAGAAGUUAAAUGGACAGAGCAUAUUUUAGUGAAAUUUGCUGAAAUUCAAGUGUGGUUUGACGAGAUAGCUGCAAUCAUUUACAAUACACGUGAACUGAUACAUAAGAUGCGAAUAAAAAAUGAUCAUACACUGUGUAAUGGUGAAAUUGAACAAAUAUAUGAUAUGUUUAAAAAAUUAAUCGAAUCGAUUGUGAUGGUUCAAGAGCAGCCCCCAAAAAUUUUAAAAACCGACACAUAUUUCCCAUCAGCCAUUCGAAUACUGCUAACCUUGAGCAACCUGAAUAUCAAAACCAACGAGUUGAAAGUUACGAUUUUAUCACAGGAAGAAGUCACCGAAUUCACAACAAAAUCGAAAAACGAAGUAAAAACCGUAAAAAUACAACUCCAUGAAGAUUCGCAUGAUAUAUAUUAUCAAUUAAAACAGUUGAAAGUGGAUAAAAUCAAGCGACUCAAAAAUCAACAGGAUAAAGUAGUCGGCACCAAAUAUGUCUUGAAAUUUAGCUUCCAAUUUCAAAUUGAUAAUAUUCAAUUUGGUGCAUCAUUAUUUUCAUGGCCCGUUUUUGUCAUUGUACAUCAUAGUCAAGAGCCACUAGCCAAAGCGGCCGUCAUGUGGGAUAAACAUUUUCCUGAUGUUGCACGAUCUCCAAACAAAUCGGUUCCAUGGUUUCGAAUGAGCCCGGUUUUAGAAUCAUUUUUUAAAAGCGAAACCGGAUGUAGCUUGAACGUUAAACAUUUGGCCGCUUUAUAUCAAAAAGCCAAAAAGGAUGGAGUUAUUGACAAAAGGGAUAACUUUUCUUGGACUGAAUCUUGCGAGGAUUUAUCCGAUUCAAAAUUUACAUUUUGGCAAUGGUUCUACGGUGUAAUGAAAUUCACACGAGAAUUUAUCAAGGAAUUAUGGGAAUAUGAUCUAAUCGAAGGUUUUGUGACAGAAGAUGACGUGUACAGCCUUCGCAACCAUCCUGCGGGCACUUUUUUACUACGAUUCUCGGAGAGUACACUUGGUGGACUGACAAUAGUGGGCGUUGAAUAUAAUUCCACACAAAGAGAAAAUACCAUUUAUCGAGCCGGACCGAUUUCAAGUGAAAUGGGUGUGAUCAGAGCUCGUUCACCGAAUGUUCCAGCGCAUGCUGUCAUUGUUGACAUUAUUCGCAGUUUAAAACAUUGCACACGCUUAAUUGAUGGUAGAGCAAAGGAUAAAGCUUUCGGAAGAUUCUACAUAGAUUGGCCAAAUGUCAACAAAGGCACACAUAAAUCUAUAAAGAUAACAUUUGAAAUAAACGGAAUGUCACCCAUUCAGACGAACGAAAUCGCAGUUCAAACCGAUGAUGUAUAUUGUUGCUGUAAUAAUUCUGAUUCGAAUGUGAAAAAGUGGAAACAGAAAUUAGUUAGUCGUUACAGUAAUGGUUACAGUUUUGUGCCAGAAGAGACAGAGACAAAGACAGAGACAGCCAAACCAGACAUUGUAUCAAUGGAUGACAAAUGUAAAAUAAAAGUGGUACCAAUAGAUAAAAUAAAAAAGAUUAAAUUUUCACAUGAUUGAUGAUUUAUUCAGAUAAUAGUCAUUAAAUAUUUACCAACAUGAUUUUUAUACAUUAUUUAUUUAUACAUAGGAUAUCGUACAUAAUAAGAGCAAAGAAGAAAAUAAAUUGUAUAUUUUUGUUGAUAAUUUACGAAAUCAAAUGCCAUUUUUGUUUAAAUUGACAAACUUACUGUCAUAUAUUUAGAUUGCUAAUGGUUCGAACCG
This is a messenger RNA of Contarinia nasturtii (swede midge), 2564 nucleotides long. Its product is annotated as signal transducer and activator of transcription 5A-like. The record is from RefSeq and is a predicted model, not a curated record. Gene Ontology annotation, molecular function: DNA-binding transcription factor activity, RNA polymerase II-specific; RNA polymerase II cis-regulatory region sequence-specific DNA binding. Gene Ontology annotation, biological process: cell surface receptor signaling pathway via JAK-STAT; defense response; regulation of transcription by RNA polymerase II. NCBI's taxonomy places the organism in Eukaryota, Metazoa, Arthropoda, Insecta, Diptera, Cecidomyiidae. The transcript is spliced from 7 exons. Bases 207 to 2360 code for a protein of 717 amino acids.